This is a messenger RNA of Blastocystis hominis, 690 nucleotides long. RefSeq lists its product as hypothetical. The coding region runs from base 187 to 690 and encodes 167 amino acids. Lineage: Eukaryota; Bigyra; Opalinata; Blastocystidae. The record is from RefSeq and is a predicted model, not a curated record. The transcript has 5 exons. Gene Ontology annotation, molecular function: protein binding.
AUGAAAUUCGAUAAUCUCUGCGGACAUACAGAUGGAAUCAACUGUCUAACAUAUUGGAAUACCGUCGCAGCAUCAGGAAGUGAUGACCAUACGGUGAGGCUUUGGGACUUGAAGAAUAAGAGCUCCAUUGCUGUUCUUGAUGGAUUCUUUGAAAAGAGAAUCACUGCGUUGUGUCACAAUCCGCGUAUGACAAGACAAUUAUUUGUGGCAUGCGGGAACAAGAUUUUAGAGUUUGACGUGCGCAAUACUUCAGGAGUCGUCAGUGUUAUGGAAUCCGAGUCAGACAGUGUGUCCACAGUUAUUAACGACAUGUGCAUAGAUCCAGAAGGAUACAUCUUAGGGUCGUGCAACAGUGCUGGGAACAUCGACAUAUACAAUGUUUAUACACGAGAGACAAAGCGAAUCAUGAAUCUCGAUCGCACUGUGAGCACUUUGUCCUUUUACCGCCAAGGCAAAAACGUUUCCCUGUUCGCUACGGGAGAUCUGACCACCGUCUAUAACUACUCGAUGACCGGCGAGCUGCUUCACCAAUCGACACUCCCCGUUCUACCUGACAUCGAAGCCAGCGACAUCGAGACGCCUGUCGUGAAGGACAUCUGCAUGAAUUAUGAUGGUAGGCGUGAUCGAAGCGUCCGAUGCAGAUUCCAUGCUGUACGUUGGCUGCCAAGAUGGAUCUCUCCGUUGCAUUAA